AUGCAACGAGCGGCAGUCAGAGCGGCAGUCGCCUCCGCCCGCAGGGCUCCAGGCUUCUUGCUCAAAAACCGUCCCCCGCAAAAUAUCAGUGCUACCAGGGCUCUAACCACUAGCACUCUCGGGAGCAGUGGAAGUGGGACAGGCUCGAACUCCUACGUAAGGAAGUUUACGCUUGCCAUCGUUUCUUCGUUGGUUCUUGGAUCUGCAUAUAUUGCAUCGAAAGGAUCCAACCCGUUCCUAGCGAAAGUUUCCCUGCUUUCAAAUCCUAGUGACAAAGAUGCCUUUGCUGCCGGGGCCAAGGAAGACGUGAGGAUUAGGAAGAUUGUUGCUGUCGACCAUGAAUCCCUCUACACUGGCACGAUUACAGGAGAUGGGCCGUUGACAAAAGAAGAUGGCCGCGGCGGAAGGAAGGUGUUGGAAAUGCUCACGCCAGACGAAGCCUCCACCAAGCUAAGGCAAAACCAGGAGUCCUAUUUGGUGGGUAGAGAUAGAGGUGUCUACCGAUAUGAUGUCGUUCAGCUUCCUAGUAAUGAUCCGAUUGAGGAUGACCAUGCUGAGCGCAUCAUUGAGGUUCCAUCUGUUGAUGGGACGGUGGACGAUGCCAAAGCGAGCACGGAUUGGAUGUUUUGGGGUGUUUUCGAUGGACACAGUGGAUGGUAUACAUCCGCGAAGCUACGACAGCUCCUGAUUGGGUUCGUCGCCCGGGAACUCAAUGCUACUUACAAGGCUUCAAGCACUAGUCUAGAAAACAAACUUCCUAGCCCUGAAUCUAUCGAUGCUGCCAUCAAGAACGGCUUUCUCCGCCUCGACAACGAAAUCAUCCACGAAUCAGUUGAAAAAGCAACCAAGGCCCCAUCAAGGGCUGCAGCUGCUGAGUUGCUAGCGCCAGCGUUCUCCGGCUCUUGUGCCCUCCUAGCAUUCUAUGACAGCAAAACCAAUCUCCUACGAGUUGCAUGCACUGGUGAUUCUAGAGCGGUGUUGGGAAGGCUUCAGGAUAAUGGUAAAUGGGCCGCAACAGCUUUGUCAACUGACCAAACCGGCUCGAACAAGGAGGAAGCAAAGCGUAUCCGAAGCGAACACCCCGGAGAGGAGUAUGCUGUCUCAAAUGGCCGUGUCCUAGGAGGACUAGAGCCGACCCGAGCUUUUGGUGAUUCGAUCUACAAAUGGAGCCUUGAAACACAGAACAUGAUCAAAAGCAAGUUUUUUGGCCGAACCCCAAGCCAGAGGCUCAAGACCCCGCCAUACGUCACUGCUGAGCCCGUAGUUACGACAACCCGGAUCCAACCCGAGAAAGGUGACUUUUUGGUUCUAGCUACCGAUGGGCUUUGGGAGAUGUUGAGUAACGAGGAGGUCGUAGGUUUGGUUGGGAAAUGGUUGGAAGAUCAAAAGAAAGUCAAGGGGGGCGCUGCUGGAGAAUCAUGGCUCCGAAGCAUCUUUGGCUGGGGUGGAGAUGAUAAGAAGUCUCUUCCAGUUGCUACAAACCAUGACGGUAAUCAAGACGAUGCCGGUCAACGGGUUCCAAUCCGUCAGAGACAGUGGGGCAUCAGCUCGCCGGAAGAUCGAUUCGUUAUUAAAGACCAGAACUGCGCCACUCAUCUAGUCAGAAAUGCACUCGGUGGGAAGGAUAGUGAUAUGCUGUGUGCUUUGCUAACCCUUCAGUCGCCAUACUCGCGUCGAUACAGAGACGAUCUCACUGUUGAAGUUAUCUUCUUCGGCGAAGGUGAUAAGUCUGGCAAUGUUGUCGUCAACGAGGAAGCCACUGCAAAGAGCAAACAACAACAAGAGUAG
Messenger RNA from Orbilia oligospora ATCC 24927, 1788 nucleotides. RefSeq lists its product as uncharacterized. Gene Ontology annotation, biological process: protein dephosphorylation. Lineage: Eukaryota; Fungi; Ascomycota; Orbiliomycetes; Orbiliales; Orbiliaceae. The record is from RefSeq and is a predicted model, not a curated record. Gene Ontology annotation, molecular function: protein serine/threonine phosphatase activity. The transcript has 3 exons. Bases 1 to 1788 code for a protein of 595 amino acids.